Molecule: messenger RNA, 12714 nt
Organism: Macrobrachium nipponense
Lineage: Eukaryota; Metazoa; Arthropoda; Malacostraca; Decapoda; Palaemonidae
Exons: 17
Coding region: 740-12043 (3767 amino acids)
Biological process (GO): regulation of GTPase activity
Source: RefSeq, a predicted model, not a curated record
GUCGCUCGCUCGCUUCCAGUCGCUCAGUGGUCGCAGAGACCUGAGUGAGUGAGGAUUUCUGCUUACUUAAAUGAAAAAUAAAAACCAAAAGGGGAAUGUGACGGCUUAAUGAAAAGUAAACCAGAAAAUUCAGGUGGCUUUUCAAAGGCCUUCUGGAAAUCAGAUAAACUCUUAUUAUUUAUUUCCUUUCCAUUUUUUUAGGCUCGAGGGAAAUUGAGCCGAAAAUAAGGACAGAAUUAUUUAGCUGAGUGAUUAAGUCAUUUUCCAAACUUUCCGAUCAAACUAUUUGAAAAUGAGGUCAUUUUCAUGGUGUUUUAAUUUGCGAUUCCUGUGAAGUGGAGCGGAGACAGUGACUGAUAAUGACUUGAUGAAAGUUGGCGAUAUGGUCAGGACCUACAUCUCGUCACAAGAACUUUAUUUUGUUUGUUCGAUUUUGAAAGAAGAAUAAUCUUACGGAGAGAGUGGUGAAAGGAAUAAACAGAGGACUUAUUCACUGAGAUUUAUUUAGGUUGUUGCCCAACAUUAAUGCAUGCUCCAGCGGACUUAGAAUUCUUGUCUGUUCUUUGCAUAUAAAUUAGUUUGCAGUGCAUAUAGAAGUAAAAAUAAGAGAGAAAAGAGGUUGUGUGCUUCAUCAUCGGCUUAUCUGAAGCACGUUCCCAACGCUUCAUUUUCCUCAGCAGAAUUAUCUUCUCGUUUUCAUGGGCGGCAGAGUAUAGGUCCCAGAGAUGUUCCUAUAGCUAUGGACGCCACACGAGAGUUCUCAUGGGGCGGGGGCACAGUGUCCAGCGUCGAGGGUGGCGAUCAUCCGGCGCGGGCAGUGAUGGUCGUGGGCGGAGGCAGCGUUGCUAUGGGCGGAGGUGAUGGCAGCGUCAGAGGUCGCCACGGCCACCGGGGCGUUUAUAGAGCUCUGUCCGGUGUGUCCUUCCAGCAUCUGGAUCUUUACGUGCGACAGUCAUCUUCCUGUCACGAACCCGUCAUGCCCGCGGAAGAGGACGAAGGACUGGAUUCCCUCGAGAGCCACGCCCACACGCUCACCCCCUCGCCAGAUCUGGCUCAGGGAGGGGUUGUCAGUCACCACCCAGAGCAUCCGGGUCACGCCGAAGGGGGUUAUUUCAGUCUAGAACGCUGCUUGAGUGACGAGGAUGCCGCAAACCUUCACGACUCCCUGGAAAACCUGAGAAUGCAACAUGGUGCCGUAAGAGCACACGCUCAUCACGCCCCUGCUGCCGCCCAUCAUGCCCACCCAUAUCCGCCUUCUUAUCCCUACCCAAAUUACCAACAGCCUCACAAGGCCCCCCAACAGUCGUAUGGACCCCUUCCGACCUACGUCAAUCCUGGAUUCCAGCAUCAUCCGUCGUAUGUCAAUCCUCAGCAUUGCCACGAUUAUUCGUCUGCCAGUGAAAGUCAUUACGCCUCUCCCUCCAUGGCGAGAAAUUACUCCCAUAAUGGCAGUGCCCAUUUUUCCCCCAACCCUGGUUAUGCCAGUCCUGUUUUUCAGCACCACCAUCAACAUCACCAUCAACACCAACUUCACCAUCCUCACUCCAGGGAGAACUUCCACGUUGUGGAUGACGGCGUAGGUUGCCCCAUAUACGAUCACCCGGAGGGUUAUCAGUCCCACGGUGCAUAUCCCUGUACCGAAGGAUAUCAUUCAAAGGGCAGUUAUUUGUACUCCAGUUAUCCGUCAAGGGUGGCACAUCAUCAGCCUGCCCCUCCGACCUCUGCCUCUCAGGAGGCCGCCGCAGGUAACCACGAUAAUGAUGCUGUGAGGAAAGCUAGCGUCCUGAGUGCUGAUUCCUUGGAGGAUUUACCUGUAAGUCCCGUGUCACCUAUUUCUCCCAUACCCACUUCAGGAGGGCGUAAGAGUUGCUGUUACAAUGACUCCCUGGAGGACGUCCGACCGCGUCUUGUCAGCGAAUUGAGGGAUUUCUUUGAACGUCAGAAGUCGACGACCAGCACAAGCAGCCCAGAUUCCGACAGCACCCAGGAACAGAAAACGGGGGACGAGGACCCCUGCGAUUCGGAGGAUAGCCAAAUGAGAGAUAAUAUUUCGACGGAAGUGCAGAUCGACCUGAAUUCUUCAGCAAGCAGUAAUAAGACAGAGGAAAGAAGUUCUAUAGAAGAAGAGGAGGAGGAAGUGACACCGGAGGCCACGACAAUGGAGUCGUCGUCAGAGGACCCGACGAAAGAUCUGUACGAAACAGAAGAAGAAGAAAGGGGAGUGAGGGUAACAGCUGAUAAGAAUAAUGAGAAAAAGAAACCAGGGGAGAAUUCGACCUGCCAGACCUUUAAAACCACGCGCCUAGGGGACGUUUCAUUCCUGCGAGCUACGCAAGACACACCCCAAACACUUCUGGCUUCCACAAGACUUGUCCAGGCUACUCUGAAACCGCCCGCCAAGAACACCACCUUCUUCAUUAGUUUAGAGAGCAAAUUUAAGGUGCCGGACUUCGAAGGUUCGUCAAAUAAUCCUACAGAUGAAAAAGGGAAGCCGGACGACUGUGACGAAGACUCUUCAUGUUCGACGAAUGACAGCAAAGAAGUUCACGUGUCCUCCUUAGGGGCUACAGACGAAGAAAUGGCUCACAUGACAGACUCUCAGGACACUUGUGCCCCUGCAGAGUAUCAGGAGUCUCAGUUGAUUCUGAGGCAUUUCGUAGCCAACUGGGAGAGUGAAUCUCCUCCUAACGAUGACUCCGAUAUAGACGAGUUCUUUCUCGUUUUAGACUCUACAGGUGGGAGGGCAAGUUUUACCUUCCCCUCAGGUAGUUCCUCUAUGAUAUCGUCCGUAGGAAGCUCGAUAUCCGAGCAGAAAAGCGACGGCAAUGCCUACCAGGAGCAGGACUCUUAUGAUGAUGGCAAUUUGGCUGACGUAGGAGAACCCGACACCACCUCCAGUUCGGGUUUAGAUCCUGUGGCGGAAACGACGAGUGAAGAGGAGACCGAAGGCGACACUGCAGCGGCUACGCCGGAUAUGCCCGAGGCUUCCGAGGAGAAGGAUGGGUUCCUAGAAGCUGCUCCCCACAAAGUCAUUGUGAAGCCUUUUUUAGGAUUAGGUAAGGGCAGUUCUCGAUCGUCUCAAGCGGGUUCUGCCCUGGGUACCAGUCAAACACAAUCGUCUGUCUCAGGUCAUCUCCGUCCCCUUCAAGAGGUAGAAGAGGAAGAAGAAGAAGUGAGGGGGUCAGGAGAGACCGAGGAGAUCAGGCAAACAUUUGAGACCGUCGUCGAUAUUGUAUUAACUAACAGUGACGAUGACGAAGAGGGUCGCAGUCGAGAACAUCCCGAGAGCGACUCUGCCGACACCUUACUAACCCCGCAAUUCACUAACCCGCCCUCCGUAAGUAAUCUUAGUUGUGCUUCAGUUUCCAAUCCGUCCAUUGAUUAUGCAACUUCUUGCGACGCCGUCAAAUAUGCAAAUGAUGUGAUUGUCGGGAGAGAUAGUGCAAUGAAUAGCAAUGCUACUGCUGAUUCUGCCGCCGCCCCAACUAGUGUUGUUAUAACUGUUUCUGCUUCUAAUGAUGAUACGCUUUCGAAAACAGUAGAUGCCACUGGCAAUAUUCGCUCCCUUAAUGACCUUAGUGAAAAAAGAGAGUUUGAGGGUGCUGAGUUUCAGGUCGGUUCCCCUGUCGUGAAUGGAAAAAGCUUGUCGGGAAUGGCUCCGAAUUUAUUUAUGGAAAAGAAAGCAGAUUGUCAAAGUAAGGCGCGAGCAAAAGAUUAUGAAAGUAGAGAAAAGACUGAUUCCUGUCAAGUAGAUCUAAAAAGUGAAGAAAAGACGAAGGGAAAUAGUGUAAUAGAAACGGAAGAUAAAAGAAAAGAAGAAAUAACGGAGUUCAGUCAAUCAAAGCCAGCAAAAGAAGAAAGGGGAGGCGAAGAAAAAGAAGAGGAAAGAGAAGAGUUGACUGCAUCUAAUCGUUCAAACGGUUUGUUUCGGCCACCGGCCAUCGAUGACGUAAAAGCAGUUGAUGGGCGUAAAAAUGAGGUCGUAAGUGGGCGGUGGUGCGACUGGCAAGGCGGCAGCGGUAGAGUAAGUGAAGCAAGUUUCGUAGAGGAGAAAGAAGAAGAAGAAGAAGAAGAAAGAGGAGGAGGAAAUGGAGGUGGAGCAUUAAGGAGAGAGGGAGUAAACAUUCCCCACGUGGUUACUCGACCCCACUCAGCUCCUCCCUCUCCCCCACGGACCCCUCAUCCUCCCGCCCCCUCGCUCGCUGGCUCUCAGGCACUGGCCAGUUUCAACACUUUCGAUUUCACCGCCGAAGUCCAGCCUACCCCUGACCUUGAUGCCCUGGCUACUAUGAUCGCAGAACGAAUCAUCAGUGGCACCAGUGCCCAUUUGCCAUCGACGAGUGCCAGUGAGCAGCACUGGAGCCUGCCUGUAACGAGCCGAGAGACUGUCACGGCGUCGGCGACCACUUCCAUUCGCCCUUUAGCUAUCACCAGUAACGAUAUUGCACGCAGCUGCCACGGGCUUCUGGUGAGUGGGUCAGUUACUGCCGGCACUGGUUGUGAGUCGGCCACAGCAAUUUCUCAUUCCCUCACUGACAGUUCGAGUUCCGCACAUGUAGCGUUCACACCUGUGCAUCCCGACGAACCAGAUGUCGAAGCCGAGAGUGAAAGUGUUGGCACUCCUUCGGGUCCAGUGCCCAGUGUGAGCAGUGAUGUGAGUGACGAACACUUAUCAGCAGUGACAUCCAGUAGCAAUUCCCUCCUCGGAAACGUUAGUGAUAAAAGUGACCAGAAAUUGGGUGAUGAAGGUAGUGAUGUUGUUGCUGUACAAAAAACAGACUUAGUGACCGGUUGUGAUGUUGAUAAUGAAUCAUUGAAAGAUAGCCGUAAACCGAUAGCAAUAAUUGAUAUGAUAGAUGAUUCGAGUGAUGGUGAUCAUAUUCAUGAGGAGGCUCAUACAUUUAAAGAAACCGUUCAAGAAACAGUCGACGAUUUGCGCAUAUUCAAAUUCAGUCAUCAGACACCCAAGAUUCCAGGGAAUAAGAAUAGUGACGAAUUUCUCGCGCAUGGUGAUGCUGAGUGCCCAGGUGACGAGAUGAAUAGAAAAGUCGGAAUUUUGAAGCCCUUUUACGAUUCUUUGAGCAACGACAGUUGCCCAAAUUCUCCCCAGUAUGAAGCGCCCAAACCUGUUUUCCCUCGGAAGGACUCCCAGGGAUCGACGUGUGAAUCUCCUGACAGCAGGAAGACGUCCUUCAGUUCGGCCAUUACCACACCUGAAGAUGACCUCACAGAUUUGUCACCCGAUGCUUUCGGCGGGAGGAGGCUUUCGACCUCGUCAGGGAUAUCCUCUCUGUCCGACAUGAGCUCGAGGAAGAUAUCCCUAUCUUCCUCCGUCUCGGACGACUGGGAGUGGUUUCCAGGAAGGAAGAGGAGUCUCAAGGGCUUACCGCCAUGGGACAUUGCUAAAUUAGACCCCUCGUGUGACAGUGGAGAUAAGAAGGUGUCCAUCGUCAGCACAACAUCCAGUUCGGGCGUAAGUUCAAUGACCGGAUCCCUCAAUGAAUCGAAUGAGAGCGAAAGCCGCAAAGUGUCACUCAGUUCUGGUAUCUCUUGUUUGUCCAAAAUUAAGGAAGAGACCAAAAUCAUUUUUGAUGAGGAAUCUUGCAAGUUAGAAUCAUUUGAGCAGGAAAAUAGACAGGGGUUGACGGAUGGAAAAUCCUCUCCCAAGGGCAUCAUCACCUUGGAUGGAAAGAGACUGACACUGCCGCCCCCCGUGUGGCCAAAAGAAGGUAAACAAAACAGCCAUGAUGUCAUUACUUCUCAUUUGCCAGAGACCCCAGGUAUUGAUUGCGAUGAGAUGGUCUUGCCCGACGUACCUGAAUUUUUGGUCAAACGGGCAGAGAUUAUGAGGAAUGCGCAAGCCGGUUCCCGCGCUGAAUUGAAAUUAGAUCUCCCACUCAUUUGUCCAUCCUCCUGUCCUCUCAAAAGAAAAGGUUUAAAGGACGACCGUGCCCAUACCCACUCUCACUGUAACGUUAAUGACGAAGAUGAUACCAAAAAAGACAGAAGAAAGUCCCUGCAUUUUGUCCCGAGAGUAAAGAAAACAGACAACUCGUCCGCUUCGUACAGAUUUAGAAGGCUGACUCUCCAUACGUUCGAGGAUAUUGCACAGCAAUGGAAGAAGAUGCAGGAGCAAGAUAGAGAGAUAUCGGAGAAAACCGAACAUCCGAGUAGCAUCGUGAAAGAUGGAAGCCGGAUCAACGAUGAUGCCAGUGCAAGAAAUGGCAAUCCCACAAAUACGGACAGAGAAAUUGAAUUUCGACGUAACUUGGUGCGUGACUUAGAGAAGCUGGAAGCUGAAAUCGAUGCUGAAGUUCAGGCCUUAGAAGUCGAUGGGAUUCAUAAGAGCAAGAACGAUGACGAUCGUACCAACAACGAGGACGAUUCGGACUCUCUCAUCGUCAUCUUCGAUAGUACUGAAUCGGUUGCAUCGGCCGGCAGCUUCUCAAGAGAAGAAUCGGGGGGAUUUUCCCCCUUAGAUCAAGCCGAUGACACAACGAUGGAAUCAGACACCGAUGUGGAAGGGGACGACAAGGCCAUAGAGUCUGAGUUCCCUCAUUUCGAUGCCCUCCGAAAUGCAAGUGACCAGGAAGGCGUCGGCGAUGAAAAAGUCAGCGACAAUCACGGCAGUAACAGCAAGCGAUCAUCAAGAGAAUUAAAAGAAUCCGGUAAAUUCACGCCCGUGUCCGAUUCCAAAUCGCUCCCUAAUCUCUUGGAAGUCGGGGAGGCCAACAUAUUAGAUGACGUGACACCUGUAGAUAAGGAUACGAAAAGCUCCCGAAGGGAAAGUUUAAAGUCAUCCAAAAGUAUGGAUACUUUGGUGAGCGUGGACGAAAUAGUCCCUUGUAGCAACUACGAAUUCAGUGAAGUGACAUUUCCGACUAUGGUCGGAUACGACGAACUAGAAGAGCAAGAAGUGAUUGAGAACUUCUCCGACGAAGAUCUCAUUUCGGAUGCAGAGUUCGAAAUGUUUUCGGAGACCGAGCACGACACAGACAUGGACAAUUUAAAUCUAGAAAUGUUCGAACCGAACGUCUCGGGAAAUAACGACAAAGUGGAUGGCAAGAUGCUCUCCAAGAGACAGAGAAAAUUAAGAAAACUCAAGAGAAAGUUCAGUUUCAACGAAAAGCCUCCUUCGAAGGACAUCAAGGAAACGAUCAGUUCUUCCCUAAGAAGGAUUAAGGAUGCCAAAUUCAAGUUUGAGAGGUUAGUUCAAAAGACGCUCAAACCUGAUAGUGUCACGCCCUCCUUGUCAUCUGGGGAAUCUUUGGAAGGAUCAAAUGCAUCUCAGGUGUCGGCGUCCUCGACAGGACGUCACUCCUCGUUGCCGAGGGACAUGACCAUGUCAAACCAAAUUCCUCUAGAUCGCACCGACUCCCAUUCGUCCAACAGGACCUCGAUAUCGGGAAGCUUUCCCUCUGGAUCCCAAGAUCGAUCUGAUUCCAGGACGUCUGACCUCGUGGCACCGUCCUUAUCCUCGGGAGGCGUGUCCCGUAGCACGUCCAAGGCUUCUGAUGACCCCCCGUCCUCGGAGUCGUGGGAAAUGAGACACCAAGAAGGACAAGAAUCUGCGUAUUCUUGGUCGGACGCCGAUAGUGACUUCGAAUUCGUGGCCGUCGAGCCACCGCGAACUGUGGUGGUGUAUCAGGAGAAUGGAGAAAAGGCGGAAAAGGAUGAUAAUAACCAAAAAGGAUUGAGUGUUUGUGGGAGUGGCAAUGAAAAUCAUCGAGUCGAGGCGUCAGGAUAUUCUCGCCCGCCCCCUCCUCUCAGCAAGUGGAGUCCCAGCAUCCAGAGGCGCUGGUCACACAGAUGGGAAAAACAAGAAGUUUCCAGGUCACCACGGCUGGAAGAUCGGGAGAUCCGGCUGUGCCACCGUGCCAGCAAUUCUGUCCGUUCGGACAAGGUGCCCCUCGCCACCUGGGAGCCCUUCUUCUGCGUCCUUCUUCAAGAUGAGACGACCUUCACCGCCUAUCGAUCCGAGGAGAUGGCCGUCAUCCCGGGAACACCGAAUCGUCCACGUGCUCACAAAUUGAUUGGAGACUCGCUCUUCUAUGACCUUCCUCGCAUGCGACUGGAUGGAGGCGCCCGGGCGUUUAGGCGGCGAUGGGGCUACGAGCUCACGCCCCCGCCCACGUUGGUCGAGGAGGACGAAGACGACCCGUAUGCCAUUCCCCACGAAGAGGAUCACGAGGACAACCUGAGCUACACCGAGACCAGGUCGUUGAGGGACGAUUACCUCUUCCACAAUUCUCAAGACACUUCUUACGAGAAGGCAUGUGGGUCGGACAGGCGUGGGUCCGCCCCCGCUACGCCCAUUCUGGGCGCGCGUCCCACCGAUUCAACGCCCAACAGACUAGUGAAUUUCUUCAGCAAGCGUUCGUUCAAGAGCAACCCGCUGAAGAGGACGAAGUCUGUCACCAAGUUGGAACGCACAAGACGCGGCGGAAAGGGCGGCGUUGGGGGCCUCUUAGAGAGCGACCCUCUGAGUUUGGGAUCCGCCACCGCCCGCCUCCGGUCCUCUCGAUCGCACGAGAGCCUUUUGUCUAGUCACAACAUGAUGAAUACACUCGAUCUGGCUGCUGGCGAGGUCACAAUCAAACCUCUUCAUGCCAGUAUUCUUGGUCAGGAACAUUGUUUCCAGGUAACUUCCCCCACCGGUACACGGUAUUUCAGCUGUCGAACAGCUGACGAGAGAGAUCGCUGGGUGGACUCUCUUCGGAAAGCCGUCAAUCCCAACUACGACAACAUGAGGAGAACGGAAAAUUCUCUCAAGAUUUUCAUUUUAGAAGCCAAAGGAGUCGCUAAUAAGAAAAAGUAUUUUUGUGAACUACUGCUUGACAACUCCUUGUAUGCCCGCACUUCUAGUAAACAAAAAUGUGAGAUGUGUUUUUGGGGAGAGCAGUUUGAGUUCCACAACUUGCCUUCUGUUGAGAAUAUCACAGUUGCCCUUUACAGAGAAGGUGAAAAGAAAAGAAAGAAGGAAAAGAGCUUCCUUGUGGGUCAAGUCAAUAUCCCUGUAUCGAAUGUAACGAGUCGAUCCCACAUAGAGAAAUGGUACCAGGUCCAGCAGGACAGAUCUAAUACCAAAGAGCAGGCAGCUCUGAGGAUCAAGUGCAAGUUCCAGAGUAUUGACAUUCUUCCCAUGGAAUUGUAUUGUGAUUUCUUACAGUAUAUGAAGAAUAACUAUGCUGUCAUCUGCGAAGUUCUGGAACCUGUCAUUAGUGUCAAGGCCAAAGAAGACAUUGCCACAGCACUGGUCCAUGUAAUGCAGAGAGAAGGCUUAGCGCGUAACUUCCUAGCAGACCUUGUCAUGAUGGAGAUUGAGAGAAUAGAUGACUCUCAUUUGUUGUUCCGUGGUAAUUCGUUGGCUACAAAGGCUAUGGAAGCUUUCAUGAAGUUAGUUGGUGAUAAAUAUUUGCUAGAUACUCUUAGACAAGUUGUCAACAAAGUAGUUGAGGCUGGCCUUGAUUGUGAAGUUGAUCCGAUGAAAGUGCCGCAGAUCUCAUCCCUCCAGAAACAGCAAGAAAACCUUUUGUCUAUAGUACGGAUGACGUGGUCAAGAGUCCUAAAUUCCCACCCAUACUUUCCUUUGGAACUUCGGGAAUGCUUCUGCUUGUACCGAGAACGUCUAGCUAGUAUUGGAAAGGCAUCAUUGAGUGACAAUUUAAUUUCUGCCUCAAUUUUCUUGAGAUUCUUGUGUCCUGCCAUCCUAUCCCCAUCUUUGUUCAACAUUACACAGGAGUACCCUGAUGAACGAGCAUCCAGGAACCUAACCCUAAUUGCCAAAACACUUCAAACACUUGCUAACUUUACAAAGUUCCAGGGCAAGGAAAACUUCAUGGAAUUCAUGAAUCAAUUCAUUGAAAUGGAACAAGCACAAAUGAAGACUUUCUUGAAGCAAAUUUCUAGUCCUGCAACCCACGACCACAGAGUCUUGGAAUAUGACAAAGAUAUUGAUGUUGGGAAAGAGCUUUCAUUGCUUCACACCUUCCUCUCAGAAGCUUUACGGAAGCUGUCUUCUUCUUCAACUAAAGUCAAUGUUAAUACUUCCCAGCAAAGGCAUUUAGAAAAGUUACGUAUUCUGCUUGAUGAGGUUAGUGUGGCACAAACACAGCCAAACAUUAACAUUGUGCAGCGGCUGUCGUCAUCUCAUACCCCAGUUGAAACUCCAACUUCAGCCGGCCCCCCCUUCAGCCCAGAUGCUGGUAUGGUUGAAGAGAGACUAGGCUAUCAGUCUUUACAAAGGAAUAUUUUCAGGUAUAAUGAUCCAACAGUAAGUGAUGACUAUCGUCCUUCUGCUCCAGCUCCAAGUCAAAAUCUUCAACAACCUCCAGAGACUCCCUCCACUCCCCGUCCUUCCACUUUACCCAGAAAUACUUAUCUCAUGGGUUCUGCCAGGAAACCUGCAGUAGAUCUAAAUACUGCUGAUGAUUAUGUCCUGUAUUCUGCCUUAGAGCCUGACUGCAAACCAAAAGAACUAAACCCUCUUGGCCACAGCUGUAGUUAUAGUCAUUUACCUGCAGAGGCUGCCCAAAAUCCAUCUUCACCUGUUCACAAUCAUGGUCAUGGUCAUCAUCAUCACUUCCAUAAUCAUGCCGGAUGGUACAAUAACAGACAAGUGUUCAAUGGUCAUCCACAAGUGAAUGGGCAUAGUCAGCCACACCAAAAUGGGCACAUGGUGUCCAAUGGGAACCCGGAGGAGUCACUAGACAUAAGUCAUGAAGAGAAUGACAGAAAUUCUACGGGAGAAACUGAAGCAAAUAUGAAGGGUUCACAAACCUCUAUAUCUCAGUUAUCAAAUGUUGCUUCAUCAGGAUAUCAAAGUUUUGCUUAUAGCCAGUCAUCAAGUCCAGUGGACCCAUCAAUAACUCAUCAUGAUGCUGCCAAUAAUAAUGCAGCUGUGAACAACAGUAACAGCAGCAAUAAUAGUGGGGGAAUGCAUAUUUCCCCUCAUUUGACACCACCUCAACACUCAGCACCUCUUGCCUUUAACAAUCCUAUGUACAAUUUAGAUGCCACAAGUUCCCCUCGGCCUGUACCUCACCGAGGUCCUCGUUUAGCUUAUCAUCAUCACCAUCACCACCACCAUCUCCAUCAAGGUUCUCAACAACAGCAAAGCCCCGUCAGUUCGUCACUCAGCUCUGCUCACAGUGUUGAAGACCUUCAGUCAGUUCCUCCUUUGACCCCUGGCAUGCCUUCUAGUAGACCACAGCGAGCACAUUCUUCAUCUAGUGAAGAUAGUACAUCACUGGUGUGUACUCCUCCACUUGAGCACAGAGCAUUUAAGUCAGGUGCCCCCCGCACCAAUCCAAGAUGUUUACCACCUGGCAGAAGCCAGACGCAAAUGGUUGCUAGCAGUGCUCCUGACCACCACCACUCUACCUCGGACCUCCUUGGAGGUGCUCAGUGUCGUCGAACAAAAGCAUCUCGUCGCCAGUCGGCAGAAGUUGGUAGUGGACGAAGACAGAGGUACCAGUAUGAUAGCGACUCCUCAAGUGAUGAACAACAGCCUCCUCCAUCCCGUGUGCGGCCUCCUCGAGUAAACCAUCGUGUAUCUGAAACAAAAACUCUUGAUGAGUAUGAGCAAGAAAUCUUAGCUUUGAGAACGGCUAUGGAAGAAAUGCAUCACAAAUUGGUCUCUGCUGACGAACAUGUGCCAGUUCGUCCUGGUGGUCCAGAACUGUCCCCUACUGAUGUUGCCCAGUCUAACAUACCCGAAGCCCUCCAUCAUCACCACUCCAGUAACCGCCUAAGCAGUAGUCCUCCAGUACAACCAGCUUCCCGUUUCCAACAUAGUCGGCACAACCACCAAGAUAAUCAGUACCAUCUACCUCAGCAUGCUAUGGAUACAGAGGUUCAAAGUGCACACAUGAGAGACCUGAUUCAAAAACUGCAAGAGCAAUUCAGAAAAGAACAGAUGAAGAUGUCAGAGCUCAUGACAGAGAAGGAUGCAGUAAUUCAAGCACAAGAAGACAGAAUUAAUGCGCUGGAUCGUACCAACACGCAGCUGCUUUUGGCUUUGGAGCAGAUCAGGGAGCUGUAAGUCGUCCCCCAUCGCAAGAGUUGUGAAGACUUCAUUACUCACCCGAAGCUGGGCCAACCUUGUGACAAAAAGCACGUCCCUCAGGAAACCAGCCAGCUGUCGGACACCAGUGACUACAAGAGCAGCUCCUGUUGAUUGCCUGACUACCAAAUAUUGUACCACAGUGUGGUUAAAAAUAAGCUUUAUUUAAGGACUUUAAUAAUUGUGAAUAACAAAUAUUUUUUCAUAUCAAAGACUUUUCUUUUUGAGCAUAUGCCAAUAUUUUCCACAGUAUUGUAUUUCAAAAAGUGGUUAAAAACUGGUAUGCUUGUUCUAUAAUACAUUUUAUAUAUCAGUGAUAAGCUGAUAUUUGAUGAUGAUAAAUAUUCAUGACGAAAGUCAAAUAUAUUAUCGUUUUCCCUUCUCUACCCAUAUCACAUGCUGCCUAAACCGUGAAUGCUGUGUGUAUCUCCUAGUUUCUGUUUUAUCCCAUCCCUGUGUAUCAUCUAGUUUCUUAGCUUAUAAUAGGAAUGAAAAAAAAAUUACAUAAAGUUGGAGAGAAGUGUUCGUAUAGUGAAGUCGUUUCUUUUGUCAAGAGAAGGUUCUGUCUUUGUUGCCCUGUUUAGGCUCUUUUUGGCUCCAUGUUUGAUAUUCAUAAAGGUUAAAUUCAAUUCCUGCAACAUAUAUAUAUA